Cylicocyclus nassatus is the source of this 1898-nucleotide messenger RNA. The record is from the annotation of a GenBank genome assembly. Lineage: Eukaryota; Metazoa; Nematoda; Chromadorea; Rhabditida; Strongylidae.
GUUGCAUGUGUAAAGACGCAGAAAUGCACUUUAUGUGGUUGGUUUACCUGAAUGGAAAAUAUCGUCAAACCUCUUGGAGAAGUAAAGAAGUUUCUUGGAGAUAUGAUGGAUGGGAUGAACGUGGUGGGUAAACGGGACAUACAGGCCACCAGAUUUGACGCUUUCAUGGCCCACUACAACCAGGGCCGAUCAAAACUGAUGGAGGCUGUGGAAUUGGACGAAAGAUCUUCUGAUUCCGACAAAGAGAAGAAGAUAUUAGCUUGUGAAUUAUAUAAGCAAGGAAUGGAUGCAUUUCGAAAGGCUGAGGCAAUAAAUAUUAUGGAUAUCCACGCAGAAAGGCGAAAAGAAGCUGCCGAAGCGAAGGAAAGAAUGUUAGGGUACCACAAAAGCGCUAAAGAGCGUUUUGUCAUACUGAUGGCUAAAAUCCAAGGAACGAAUCCACCAUACCAUUCUUCGACAUCGAUUCCCGGUACAUCAAGUGCACGGACGGCGUCGCCAUCACGGUUGGGUGCUCGUGUUAAUUCUGCGCCAGGGGACCGACGUAGGAUACCCAAAGUGAAGGUUCCGAGCGCUUUAGACAAGAGUAACCCAAAAAUUCGAAAAGUGGAUCAAAAUUUAGGAAAGAGACAACUCAUUGCUGCACGUGCUGCUAUCCCUACACGUCAGCAGCUGCUCAAAGGUGUUGACGCUAAGUUUGGGGAAGCACUAUUGAACGAAAUGCUUGAUCGAACUGAUGUAAGGCUUUCUGAUGUGGCUGGUUGUGAAACUGCUAAGGAAGCUCUUGAGGAGGCGGUAAUACUACCUGCUAUGAAUCCAGGAUUGUUCAGCGGCUUAAGACAACCUGUGAAAGGAAUAUUGUUGUUCGGACCUCCUGGCAAUGGAAAAACUAUGCUUGCUAAGGCUGUAGCAUCUGAGGCUCGCCAAGUAUUCUUCAAUAUCUCAGCUGCUAGUCUGACAUCGAAAUGGGUAGGAGAUGCAGAAAAAACUAUCAGAAGUUUGUUCCAAAUUGCUCGAAAUGCUCAACCUGCUAUUAUAUUUAUUGACGAAAUUGAUUCGAUUCUUUGUGAUCGUACGGAGAAGGACACUGAAGUCUCGCGACGAAUGAAAACGGAAUUUUUGCUACAGUUUGACGGUGCUACCAGCAAUCCAGACGAUCGAAUUCUUGUCAUCGGUGCUACAAAUCGACCACAUGAACUUGACGAUGCGGUGCUACGACGUUUUCCAAAGCGAAUAUUGUUGGACCUACCAGACGAACGAGCUCGAUAUACUCUUCUCAAGCUGAUUUUGGAGAAACAUCACAUGACAUCAGGGCUCUAUGAUUAUGACAUAAGAUGGGUAGCUUCUCAUACACAUGGUUACUCUAAUUCUGAUUUGGUCGCUCUGUGUAAAGAAGCUGCUAUGGUACCCGUGAGGAGUAUAGACCGUAAGAAAUUAGCCACAACAGAUGAAAGCAAGCUAAGGGAUCUUAGGAGAAGUGAUUUCGAACAAGCACUCGACGUUAUCAAGCCUUCUACAAAUACCCGUAAUCUGCAGUUACUCGCAGAUUUUGCUCGACGAGCUGGACAGGGGGCCUGACAGGCAUUGCCGUAAGCAACCUUCGAUGAUUUGGAAGUUCAUUCGCGGUAUUUUCACUCGGUGACAUGGCCAUGAAGUAUCCUUGUCUUCAUCUGGACUUAUGACUAAUCCCAUCGAAAUACUGACUUCGCUGCCUCUGAAAAUUCGUUGUCUUUGACUCUAGACACUCCAAAUGCAAAGUUAGCCUUAUUGUGAUCAUCUACCCCAAUGCUUGCUUCUAUGACAAGAGGGGAGAAUUGUUGAUCUCUUGAAAUUUGUAAAUUUACGCUUAUCUUUCAAGUACAAAGAUUCUGUAUUUUUCUUUGUAUAAAGUAAGCUUAUAC